AUGAAUACCUAUUCGCAAGAACAGCCACCAUCAUAUGGUAAGUUUCAAUCUAUAAAUCAAGACAUAAGACUCAUCACUUUUUCUAUAGCGGAAGUAGUAGAAAAACUUACAUACCCUGCUUCUAAUAGUCGAGCAGCAAUAUAUACAACGCCAUCAUCACAAGAAAUUGAAAAUGUCUCACAUACAGCAGUAAAUGUAACAAUGCCGAAUAAUCAUGAAAUACAAUUCUUUCCACCGACUCCAAUAGGUCAAGAACCAGUACAAUGUACUUGUCCUAACUGUCAUUCAUUUAUUAGAACCAGUGUUAGGCACAGAGAUGGAUUAUUGGUUUGGCUUUCAUGUGGUGUUUUAAUCUUCGUUGGUUGUAUAUGUGGCUGCUGUCUUAUACCAUUUUGUAUUCCUAAUAUAAAAAACUAUCAACACUAUUGUCCUCAAUGUAAAGCAGUAAUUGGUGAAUAUCGUCCUUUAUAA
Molecule: messenger RNA, 471 nt
Organism: Rotaria sp. Silwood2
Lineage: Eukaryota; Metazoa; Rotifera; Eurotatoria; Philodinida; Philodinidae
Source: the annotation of a GenBank genome assembly